Cladocopium goreaui is the source of this 2331-nucleotide messenger RNA. NCBI's taxonomy places the organism in Eukaryota, Dinophyceae, Suessiales, Symbiodiniaceae. The record is from the annotation of a GenBank genome assembly.
UGGGUUGCUAGGCGGUUUGGGGUUGAACUGCUUGGCACUUAGUCUUGGCACAAUGCCCAACCAGCCCCGGCCUAAUAUGAUGGCCUUGCUGGAGGACUUUUACAGGGAUAAGUUGAACGACCAGAACUGGAUGGAAAAGCGCUGGUAUGAUCUAGCCAAAAUGAAGAAUAUCCCGAAGGAGAAAGUCCAGAAGCGUUUGAAGGCCCAGCAGGCGCCAUGCAACUUCAGCUUCAUCAAUGUCAACUCUGAACUGGAGACUGUGGAGAAAGCUUUUUCUCUUGACGUUGUGGAGGAUGAGCACAACUACGAGUUUUACAUAGAAUGGCUCUCGGUCUUUGCUGGUGAUUUGCCAUGGAACUCAGAACUAAAGGCCCUGUUCAUGAAGUUCCACACAGAAUCGCCUUUGUGCCGCGCGAAGCUGAAGAUGGACGUCGAGGAUUGGGCGAAUCUCGAAGCUGCCAACCAGAAGAACCUAUGUUCGGCCAUCAUCUUCCUUGCUCGGAGGAAUGAACGAGCCAGGGCUGGGCACAAAAAACUGGAGGACUUGAAGUACGUGGUCAGGACAAUGCGUGGGCACCUUUGGAAGAGAGGCAAGAAGACUCAGAACGAAGAACAGGAUGCUGACACUCCAGAGCCAAGCAGUCACCCAUUAGAGGGGUUUUCCUGUAGCAAAGAAGAGCUUGAGCAAGAAGCUGAACAGAAGGAUUCUGAGAAUUCUGUUGAGCCUGAAGCCCUUGACACCUCUGCCCGCCCCGCUGAGCCAGAGGUUGAGUGCAGAGGGCCGCCAGUGCCAAAAACAGUCAUAGACCAAGACAGCCAACCUAGCCACACUCCACCUGUGGUCCAGGAAUCCCAAGUUCCAUGCACACCCGACAAAGCUGUUUUCGUAGAGGAAAGCCAAGAAGUAGAAUCGUACUUUCAAGAAGAUCAGACUCCACCCGAGUGGAACGAGGGAGAUGGGGUGGCCGAUGAUACAAAGAAAAAUGAGCCUGCUAGCAUGCCUGCUGAGCCAACCUCGGACGGCGCCGAACCUUCCCAGCCAACAACACCUUCAAAAGAGCAUUUGGAGGCGUUGGAAAAGGAUGAGGAAAGGGUAGAUUUGAAGUCUGAUGAAGAAGAUCUAGCAAGGCGUCAGGCUUUCAAGGACCGGAAACCGCUUUUUGAGCUGGAGGACCUACCGGAGCUGACAGAGCAGCAUCUCAAAGACUUUCCUGAUUUAGCCGGGGUAGAUCAAACACAGUUCAAGGCUGUUUCAAACCUACUUCUUCAGUUGCAGCGCGAAACCCGAAAAGACAUCAAUGCGGAGCGAAGGGCAGCUGACAAAGAGUUGAAGGACAAGCGUGAAGCAACCGAAAGACGGGUCCAAGGGAAGGGAAGGGGCCGAGGCAAAGGACGGGGUCGUGGGAGAAAGGCCUCUCAUGUGGAACCCACGGAGGAAGGAGUUCCUGGAAAAGAGCAGGACGAAGCAAUGCAGCAUUUGCCUGAAGUGCAUCUCCAAAAACUUCGAUCCAAACGAGGGCAUGAUGCUGAAAGCGGCAGUGAAGUUGAGGAAGUCUAUUCAGAUGUUGCAAGCAAGAAACCUGGAAGAAGGCCGAAGGCUAAGGCAAAAACUGCGGCGAAGCCGAAGUCCACAAACAAAGAAGCACAGGAGACUGGCACCAGCAAGAAUGGAAGGGAAGAUGCCCCGGACGCUGCUGAGGACAAGAAACGAAAAAAGAAAGCCCCUGAUCAGGAGAAGACGGAAGACAAGAAACCGACCAAAGAGGCAAAAAAGCGUCGUGGCCAGAACAAGGAGCCCCAGGCUGAUGGCGAAGCAGUGGAACCGGAACCAAAGGCCCGACCGGCCAGACAAAGGAAGAAACCUGCUGAUGCGGAAGCUCGUGAUUCAGAUGACAAUGGGUCCAAACCUGCCUCCGCUGAAAGCAAGCAGCUGCUUUCCAAGGAACAGAAAGAAGACCAGAUCAUGCUCAUCCAUGCAGCAGCCCAGAAGUUCCCAGAACUUGCAGUCCCCGAUGACAUUGCUGACCGAUCGACUUGGACGGUCAAAGCCCCUGAUGCCACCCUCAAGCAGCUGGCGGAGGAUGACACAACUUGCAGCAUAGGAGUGAUCCUGCGAGGCCAAUUCUAUGUCUAUGGCUGUGGUGAAAAGCAGGUGUUGGCCAUCAACAAGGCAACAGGACAGAACUUCAAGGCAGAUCGAAAGGGCGGUGUCACUCUGAGUUGGGGCAAGUAUGGUGUCGGCAAGAGCUGGCAACAUGCUCGGCAGUUGGCUGGAUGGGAACCCGAACAUAAGAUUCGAAGCUGAGAUAGCGCACUGGUGCUGAUGAUACC